AAUUCUUUAAAAGACUAAAUUAUUAAUUGUUUAAUUUCUAAAAUAUUUGAUGGAUUACGUACUGCAUUCGAUAAUUUAGUUUCAUUUAAAGAAAUUUAAAAAGGUGUUGUUUCAUUUCAUAUAAAAUCAACGGAAGAUAUGGACAAAUACUCAAGUCGUCGCGGCAAUUAUCCCCAACAACCGCCAAGCGGGCCACCUCCUUAUGAGCAAGUCUACGGUAUAUCAGCUGACAGAAACGUUGCGGUGGAAAUGGUACCCCGACCACAACCAAGUGCACCAAACGCACCGCAACAACCAAUGGUAAUACCAAUGCAAACAACUGUUUUUGCAGAUGCACACGGACAGAUACUUGGCUAUGAUACAAUUAAUAACCUAACCUCUACGUACACAGUGCCGCAAGGAACGCAAACAACACAACAACAACAACCUGUUAUUAUAAUACAACAUCACGCUGUUUUACGGCUUGGACCAGAUCCAGUUUUAUUGACGUGCCCUUCAUGUCAAGUGAAAAAACUUACAAUAAUCGAGAGUAUGCCAAAUUCAAGGACUCACCUAACAGCGUUGGCUUUAUGUUUAUUAGGGUUUUGGUGUUGUGUUUGUGUGCCGUACUGCAUAGGAUUUUGUAUGAAUACAAAUCAUUACUGUGGAAAUUGUAGAAAAUUUUUAGGCACUUACAGCCCAUAA
Teleopsis dalmanni is the source of this 684-nucleotide messenger RNA. Its product is annotated as lipopolysaccharide-induced tumor necrosis factor-alpha factor homolog. The transcript is spliced from 3 exons. Bases 139 to 684 code for a protein of 181 amino acids. Gene Ontology annotation, molecular function: zinc ion binding. The record is from RefSeq and is a predicted model, not a curated record. Lineage: Eukaryota; Metazoa; Arthropoda; Insecta; Diptera; Diopsidae.